AUGUAUUUCAGCGGUGACGGGUGUCUCUUCGUCGGACACAGAUCUGACAACCAACAGCCGCCCGCGAGCGUGGAGAUCCUCAGGAUGGACGACGAGACCGCACUCUUCCUGAUUCCCGGAUGGCACACUCGUCCAUGGGCUCAUGAAGACGAGGCUUUCCCCCAAACCCGUUCCAAAGACCUUUGCCGAAACCUCGCUUCUUCAGCCCAAGAAGUACCUAAGUUGAGAACUUUUGUUCGGCUGCUAUUGUGGAUGGCACCGGCAGCCAACCUCGAUCGGGUUUUUGCAGCCGAAAAAUGUCCAAGUCUUCAUGUUGAAGUUCUGGCGGCCAACCUUGACGAGGUUCUGACUGGAGCAGGUUAUGGGGAUCGGUUGGCAGAGCCAUGGGACAAUGUGGAUGAGCCUCCACGUCCAAAACCGCUCAUUGCCAGUCUGAUCACCAUCAACUUCUUUUCCAUCCAUCGUCAGCAGCUCAUGUCCGACAUAACGUCCCUCCAGUUCCCUCCAGUAACUGCAGUACUACUUGCAAGCACGGCAGUGGUAACACUGCCGUGUCUCUUGGGUAUCCUCCCCUUCGGCUACAUAUAUCUGAACUGGUCCUCGGUUGUGUUCAAGCUCCAAGUCUGGCGCAUAGCGACCAAUGUGUUCUUCGGUGGCACCGGCUUCCCGCUCAUCAUGGACUUUUUCCUCCUAUUCCGCACCUCUACUGCUCUAGAGGCAGGCUACGUGUCCGACAUUGCCUCAUACGUUUGGACCCUCGUGGUGCUGUACUCGACGAUUCUUGGUUUAUCUGUUCCGCCCCACAUUGACAUCCCUGCUGUAUUUGUGGUCGAAGGAGAACCCAACUGCCAAAGUCAACCUCUUCGGGCUUGUCAGCAUCCCGACAAGACUUGGUUCCUCACCGUUUACCUGCCGUUGCAAGCUCCCACCGGUGUGCGACGCCCCAACCCACUCCCUGUACCCAGGUGGUUCCGCCAGCUGUUUCGUCGGUCUCGACAGACAACACCGGGACCAGCGUCAUCGAGCGUUGCAAGCGGCGUCAAUGUGACCAACUUCCGUAGUGACGCUGCGAAUGAGGUGAGGCAUCGUUGGGGCUCUGGCCAGAGGCUUGGUGGCAGCGCCUUGUAA
Messenger RNA from Apiotrichum porosum, 1128 nucleotides. RefSeq lists its product as uncharacterized. Gene Ontology annotation, cellular component: Hrd1p ubiquitin ligase ERAD-L complex; endoplasmic reticulum membrane. The record is from RefSeq and is a predicted model, not a curated record. Bases 1 to 1128 code for a protein of 375 amino acids. The transcript has 10 exons. Gene Ontology annotation, molecular function: ubiquitin-specific protease binding; misfolded protein binding. NCBI's taxonomy places the organism in Eukaryota, Fungi, Basidiomycota, Tremellomycetes, Trichosporonales, Trichosporonaceae. Gene Ontology annotation, biological process: endoplasmic reticulum unfolded protein response.